AUAAACACAUAAAGUGCCUGAGACGUCUUCCCAUCAGUUGUGCACAGAGGCAGCCAGACAUAAGGAAGCAGAAGCCCAGCUGAGGAGGAAUACAGCAGCAAUGGAAAAAGCUGGAGAUGUAUUGCAAAAUGUAUUCUCAGGACAGAGGGAUGUAGUACAAUAUCACAGAUUUGAAGACGUUCAAAACCAAAGUAAAGGUGCACGGAGUGAAAUUUCUAUGUAUCAGGAAAGACAACAGCAUAAACUUGAAGACGUUCCCCUCCAAAAUGAAGGCCGAAAGAGUGCUUCAUCUGUAAGGCAGCAAAGCGGAAGACAAGGCCCCCAGGUCCCAGAAGGGGGAAGGCAAAGCGGAGGUGCACAGGAUAGCCGUGGAGGCCAGCGGGAAUCAAGCAGGGAAGAAAGCAGACCCCAGGAAACUCCCAAUGAAAUGGAAGGCAAGCAGAAAGGCACGAACCCCUACACGGGACUGGUGGAUUCCCUACGUGCCACAUGGUUAUCAGGAAAAACACGCCCGGUAGAAUAUCGGAAAGAGCAGCUGGAGGGAUUGGGUCGCUUCUUGGAUGAGAGAAGGAAUGAUCUCUUCCAUGUCCUGCAAGAAGAUUUGUGCAAACCUAUUUUUGAAUCUGAGAUCUCGGAAGUUGGCUAUACGAAGAAUGAAGUGAAUGAAGCCCUUAACAACCUGGAGUGUUGGAUGAAGGAUGAACAUGUGUCCAAGAAUCUUGCCGUGAAGCUCGACAGUGCUUUCAUUCGCAAGGACCCCUUUGGCGUGGUGCUCAUCAUUUCACCUUUUAAUUAUCCUGUCAACCUUGCCUUGGUGCCUCUGGUGGGGGCCAUUGCAGCUGGAAAUUGCGUGAUUCUCAAACCUUCUGAGAUAAGCACCCACACUGAAAGAUUUCUUGCUGAAGCAUUGCCUUGCUAUCUUGACCCAGAAACCUUUGCGAUUGUGAGAGGUGGGCCAGAAGAGACAACAAAAUUGCUGGAGAACAAGUUUGAUUACAUCUUCUUUACAGGGAGCCACCGUGUGGGAAAGAUUGUUAUGACUGCAGCAGCCCAAUAUGUGACACCUUUGACUAUGGAGCUGGGAGGCAAAAACCCCUGCUAUGUAGAUAGCUGCUGCAAUUUCCAGAAUGCAGCCAACCGGAUAGUGUGGGGAAAGUUUUUUAACACUGGCCAAUCUUGUAUUGCACCCGACUAUGUGAUCUGUACCAUUGAAACUCAAGAGAGGCUGAUGCCUUGCCUCCGUCAGGCCAUCCGUGAAUUCUAUGGCUGCAACCCGCGCGAAUCCCCUGACUAUGGCCGCAUGAUCAAUGACAAGCAUUUCCAGCGUGUCCAAGCAUUGAUGAAGUCUGGCCGAUUGACCAUAGGUGGCGAAACAGACGAAUCUGAUCUCUACAUUGCCCCCACAGUGAUGGCUGAUGUGAAGGAGUGGGAGCCAGCCAUGCAGGAAGAGGUCUUUGGGCCCAUCUUGCCCAUCUUCACUGUGGCUGACAUGGAUGAGGCCAUCUGCUUCAUCAACAGCAAAGAGCGUCCACUGGUUACUUAUGCUUUCUCUUGCGACAGCAAUGUUGUGAAUCACGUACUGAAUUGUACCAGCAGCGGUGGCUUUGGUGGCAAUGAUACCUUGCUGCAUGCAGCAUUGGUCACCUUACCAUUUGGUGGCAUUGGAUUCAGUGGCUAUGGCAAGUACCAUGGAAAGUUCUCCUUCGACACAUUCAGUCACCAUCGUGGCACCCUCUUGCGCUGCAUGGGCAUGGAAGCAAUCAACUCAAUCCGUUACCCACCAUAUAAUGAGAGAAAGCUUGCAUUGAUGGUUGCUGCAUUGGAGGUCAAACGCAAAGGCAUGAUGUGCACUUUGCUGUGAGCUCUCUUGAACAGUACAGAGCUUGUGUGUCUGGAGCUGCAAGGUGGAGAGGAGGGGUUGAUUGUGCCUUUUAACCCUUCAUCUAAGUCAACAUCUUUAUUAAUGACUUAGAUGAAAGGCUAGAAGGCUUGAUCUUCAAGUUUGCAGAUAACACCAAAUUAGGAGGGCCAGCCAAUACUCCAGAAGACAGGAGCAGAAUUCAAAACGAUCUUUACAGAUUAGAGAGAUGGGCCAAAACUAACAAAAUUAAGUUCAACAGUGACAAAUGAAAGAUAUUCCACAGGCACAAAACAUGAAAUGCAAAGAUACAGAAUGGGGGGUGCAUGGCUCGAGAGCAGUAUGUGUG
Anolis sagrei ordinatus is the source of this 2207-nucleotide messenger RNA. RefSeq names its product aldehyde dehydrogenase family 3 member B1-like. Gene Ontology annotation, biological process: aldehyde metabolic process. Gene Ontology annotation, cellular component: cytoplasm. NCBI's taxonomy places the organism in Eukaryota, Metazoa, Chordata, Lepidosauria, Squamata, Anolidae. Gene Ontology annotation, molecular function: 3-chloroallyl aldehyde dehydrogenase activity; aldehyde dehydrogenase (NAD+) activity. The record is from RefSeq and is a predicted model, not a curated record.